Spirodela intermedia is the source of this 5150-nucleotide messenger RNA. The record is from the annotation of a GenBank genome assembly. Lineage: Eukaryota; Viridiplantae; Streptophyta; Magnoliopsida; Alismatales; Araceae.
AUGAUCUCUGCCCCCACCGGCGGCCCCCUCCCCCCCUUCCCUCUCCCGCCGCCCCUGCCGGUUCUUCACGGCCGACCGGAUUUCUCCGAGCUCCGAAGCCCAGUCCGCCGAAGCAGGGAGCCCCGCAGGGGGGAAAGCAGAAAAGUGAGAGCAACCCAAUCAGGGAGAUGGAGCUGUUCAUCUGCUUCCAUGGCGUGUCCAUGUGGGCCCGAGAAGGUGGCUGUCGGCAACCUGAUCUUUGCCACUUUUCUCAGGAUUGACUUUCUGAGAUCCAAACAUGGUCGGAGAUUCACAGUAAUAUCUCAAGGUUUCUUUUUUAAUCCUUGCCUUUGAAGAACAGAUAAAAAGUCCUCUAUAAAUUUUGCAUCAAACAGAUGAAAUUGUAAGAUUUCCUGCGGUGAUUCAAACAUAUAGAUCGAUGUGGAUCUCGAAUUCCCUCCCCGAAAAUUUAUCAUGAACAUGAACGAAGCCUACUCGCACCAGAAGCAGCUGAAAAACCAGGCGGAGUGGCGGAUCACACCGUUCUGCCACGCGCCAACGGUGGUGGUAAAGAAAGCCGACAAUGGGGGAAAGAUGGAGGAUUAUACCCCGCCCAUCAGUCCGCGCUGUCAUGAACCAUUCGUGUUGGGUCUCAUGGCGUCCCUAGCAGAGCUCAGGCUCUCGCCGCGGCGGUCCAAGAUCCUUUGUCACCUCGUCGAGCCGCCUUGGAGCGCAAAGCGGACCCGGAAAAGGGGAACCUCCCCUGCCGCCGACACCGUCCCCAUUCUCGCUUUCCCACCCAAAAAUAGUGAGGGAGGAUUGCUGCGGAGACGGGCGGGCGCAGUCUCAUCUUCCCCACCGCCAUCCCGUAGCUCCGCUCGUCGCCUCCGAACGGCCCCUCAUAUCCGCUUUGAAUGCCGGAGCACCUGGAGGAGUAGGCGGCGGACGAUCCUCCUUUCCUCCUCUUCCAUCCGCCGUCAUCAAUGGCCACGCGUGUAAGGAUCUCAUGCCAUCCAUGGUCUAGGAGGCGAUUACUCAAAAUUACUGGUUUUUGCAGGAACGGGGCGAGGAAGAGGGAGAGGAAGCCGCCGCCGUCGUUUCUUCUUCUUCCCAAGUACACUCCCAUUCUUCCCUCCUCUUCCUCCUCGCAGGGUUUUAUCAUCUCUGAUUUCUCGUGAACGAGCAGGUUUCCCGGCUGCUGCCAGAGGAUCUCGCCGGAGUGAGCACGGCGCUGGCGUUCGAGAAAUGGGUAGCGCUGGUCCGUAAGCGCAGCGGCACCUACCGCUCCUCCGGUUUCCCCCACCGCCACCCUAAGCUAGAUCCCCGGACCCCCUUCGGCAACCUCCAGUUCGCCGCCAGCUCGUUCCCCGCGCCUGCUUCGCCCUCCGUCGGCCUUGACCACCACGACCUGCAGCAGUACGUAUCUUUCCUUCUUCCAGAAUUCGUCCCCGCAUCUUGGAUCAUCCAUCUUCUCUCUCGGCAGCCGGCAUUCAUGGUUCGAAAUCAAACUACCGUCAUUUUCUUGGAUUCCACAAGAAUACAGAUCGCCUCCACGGUAACGGAGGCAUUACGGAAUCAAACCCAAAUCCCUAAUUUCUGUAAAAAUCGACGCAGUAACCCUGGAAAUUAUCUCAUUUAUGUAUCUCUUAUGUUCUUCAUCUUUUCGUCUUCGAUUUUGUCAACGCCCAGGGAAAUUCUUGCGGAUUUUUUUCCCCUCCUGAUUGCAUGACCUCAAAUCGAACAGCGAAAGAACUAGUGAUUAUGGAGACCAUGGUUUCGAUCCAAUGAGAGCGAAUUAUAAAUUCAUAGGCAUCAUAUUUCUUGAUUGAAAAAGUUAGUGAUCGAGAGAUAUAUCUGGCUUCUUCUGGGUUUUAUGAUGUAAAUUUCUCAUGAAAAAGGGAUCAAAGCAUAGUCUUAGCGUCGAUAUUUAAUCGCUGGUGGCGUGGGAUUCGUUUCUUCAGGGAAGGAGAAUCCGACGUCAGUUCUGUAAAUUCCGAGCAAGCUCCAGAGACCAGCCUGUGGGAGCGGCUCGGCAACGCCGCCACAUUGGACAUUGAAUCCGUUGACUUUCCCUGGGGGGCGCUCUCGUCUCUCCAUCACACGGAGCACACGAGCAGUUCCGAGCAGUCCGAGGAUGAAAUGAAUCGAGCUCUAGAGGUACCUCACCCGGAGAUCCUGAUGAUAUGAAACAAAAGAACGAGCAAGUCUGCCUCUCAGAUCUGACCAUGCUCAUGCUCGCGAUUGGGGUUGACUUUCUGUCACGCUUCCUUCAUUUUUAUUUUUAUUUUUGUUUUCCGGGUUGAGGCAGGUGACUGUGAAUUCUGGCGGCGUGGUGUUCUUCGCUCUGUUUGGUUCUCCGGAACCUGACGACGCGCCGGCGAGAGAAAGGGCGGCGGUCAUAAAGAUCACAUCUUCUCGGAUGGCCACCCAAUCCGAGCGGCUCGGCUAUGAGUUUGCGAAGCGGCUGGGAGUUCAGACGCCGCAGGUUUGUGAGCUUCCACCCCCACCCUUGAUAUCUCCCGUGGGGAGAAGAUCGUCUGAUUCUCCCCAUGAAUCCAGACGAGAAUCAUCCACAAUUCGAGCUCCGAAUGGCAAAGAAUCAAAGAUGCGGCCGAUAAAGCAAGAGGCAUGACAACUUCGGUGUCCGAUGAUGCUGGGGAAAUUACUUGCUCCGAAUUGGUGGAAGCUCUUGAAUUGAGCCGGUGCCUUCUCCUCAUGAAGUAAAUCACCCCCGUAUAUAGAAGUAUCUCAGUUGACUUAUGCUCAUCUUCUUUCCCAUAUAUAGUAACAUCACAGUCGUCGUUUGCUUAUCUUUCUCCGUAUUUGGUAGAACCCUAGUCGAUCGAUCUUUUUUUUUUUCCAUAUUAAGUACUUCCUUCUGUCAUUUUCUGCAGCUAUGUUCAUGGCUCUCCUCUGCUAGAAAGCUCGAAUGCGUUUAGUUCCCGCCAGGCUGCUGAACAGACUGCUGCAGCGCUCGGGAGGGUGUUGCUGUUGGACCUCGUCAUCAGGAACGAGGACAGGCUCCCAUGUCGCCAGCUCGGAUGGCGUGGGAAUCCUGCGAAUUUGCUAUUUUCGGACAAAUCGGCGAUCUCCAAGAAUGUGGGUGCGGCGGAGGAACUCUUUGACCGGGAGCAUGGUGGGUGCUGUCAGAGGGCGAUCAGGAACCUCCAGAAAGACAGGAGAGCGAAUUCCGCAGACAACAGAGUCUGCUCUGAUCCGCCAGGCGAUGUCAAGUCCCCAAAGAAGAUGAGGAAUAAAGGAACAGAUUCAGCAACGAAGAGCUGCGGUUUUCAGGUGGUGGCCAUCGACUCUGGCGUCCCUCGCCGGCCGCCGGCCGGAAAACGGGCCAAAGAUCAAGCGUAUUACCCGAAGCUGGUGGAGCUCCUGCUCAACAGCGCGGAGUAUUCCUCCAACCUCCUGUUCGAGCUCAGCGGAGGGAGACUGGGGCUGCCCUCCGCCGACGACGAUGGUUCGACGAACUGUUCUUCUUCGCGAUCCGCAUCCGAGGUUGCAGCGGUCGUCAAUGGCUUCCGCGGAGGAUUCAGAGCAGCUCUUCGAGACCUUCAAGGGUUCCACCUGUUUCUCCUGACUCUGUAUCAGAAACUGGACGUCCUCCUGCGCGCGUUUCUAACCCUAAACAGUAAAUGCUCCGGGGAGACCGAGAGAGAAGAUCAUGGGACUCCCGAGCUUCCGGUCCACGCUGCUGGGUGGAACUCGAGCUCUUCUUCCAUUUCUGGUGGCGAUCGGAAUGCAGUCGAGGUCCCUGGGGAUACGACCGACUCCGAGUUGCAGAGGGCCACUCCCAAGUCUUCAUCUCCAGGAAGCCGGUGGAGCUUCGACUUCGCUUCUCCCCUCUCGAGAGAAAACUGGGGCGGACGAUAUUUCAGAGGAAAUGGAGAGCCUCGCAGCCUCCGCUUGACCAUGAAACUCCGUGACUUCAACAAGUUCGCUAAGGUCUGAACAAUCUUCAUUCUCUCGAUUCAUGCUCCUCCUGAUGCUAGGGUUUGUCUCUAGGUAGAUGCGGAACUGAGCAAGGAGAUGGAGCAGUGGAACGAGACGUUCAGAACCGAGGUCAUCAGGCUGUGCCAGGAAAACUACUUCAACACCGGAUUCUUCGAAGGAGGCGACGGCAAUUUCGUCGUCGAUGCGUAUGAACUGAAGGUGGCGACCUCGAUCCAUCGAUCAAUCUCGCCCUGUGUGUUCUCUCUCUGGACAGAGAAAAUCAAAUGGGCUUCAAACCUUCGCAGGUCAGGCUGGAACACAUUCUUGAGAGGACCGCCCUGAUUUCCGAUGCGGCGAACACAGAAAAGCCAUCGUCGAUCACUUCCAGCAUGUUCAUCGGUGGAGCCCUCGCGGCGAGAUCAGUCUACACCCUGCAGUACCUGGGCAUCUCUCACAUUCUCUGCCUCUGUUCGAAUGAAAUUGGGCAAUCCGACUCUCAGUAUCCUGAUAAUUUCGAGUACAAGAACUUCUCGGUACGAUCUCUCCUCAUCUUGUAAUCCGGUAAAAAAAAACAACCUAACGAAUGAACGAACGAGCGAUCAUCACCGAGGACCUUGUGCAUGCAGAUAAGCGACAACGAUGAUGAGGACAUCAGUGGCCUCUUCGAGGAGGCCUUCGACUUCAUCGACGGCAUCGAGCAGAAGGGCGGAAAGGUUCUGGUUCACUGCUUCGAAGGACGUAGCCGGAGCGCGACCGUGGUGCUCGCCUACAUGAUGCAGAGAAAGUAAGAACAUCCCCUCUAAGAGAGAAGAGAGAGAGAGGGGAAAGUUAUCUCCGAAGUGCUCGACUCGCUCACACCCGCCGUUUUUAUCUCCGAGGUUAUCGCCGUCUUCUCUGUUUUUUGCAGGAACAUGACGCUCCUGGAUGCCUGGGAUCUGCUGAAGAAAGUGCACCGGAGAGCCCAGCCCAACGACGGCUUCGCCCGAAUCCUCGUGGAGGUGGACAGGAAGGUCCACGGGGUGGUCUCCAUGCAGUGGCAGCACCGGAGGCCAACGAUGAAGGUGUGCCCGAUCUGCGGGAAGAACGCCGGCCUGAGCAGCAGCUCGCUGAAGCUGCACCUGCAGAAGGCCCACCGGAGCAUAUCCUCCGGCAGCGUGGACAGCGCGAUGACCAUGGAGAUCCAAAGGGCCCUCCACGGCCUCAGGGUCGGCCGCGACGGAUUUCGCUAG